Phytophthora nicotianae INRA-310 is the source of this 1431-nucleotide messenger RNA. RefSeq lists its product as hypothetical. The transcript has a single exon. The record is from RefSeq and is a predicted model, not a curated record. Lineage: Eukaryota; Oomycota; Peronosporomycetes; Peronosporales; Peronosporaceae. The coding region runs from base 90 to 1178 and encodes 362 amino acids.
GUUCUAUUUUUGGUCCUGUACACCAAGAGUACGUAAAGUGGUGUGACGCUGGAGUGUGAGAUACGUCAGUCGAGACGUCGCCGAAGUCGAUGCGUAUCCUGGCCCUGCUGGCUUUAUUGCUGUAUCUAUUCGUUGCUAGAACAAUGGCAUCUACGUCUCAACCGCUGACAUUGCGCGUGGAACUGCAGCAGCAGCUUGGACUGCAAGGGAAACUGCAAGAUCCGAUGACAUUACGGCUGACGGAUUAUCCCACAUCGUUGACUGAGCUCCAGGAGCUGCUUCGUAAGCGUUUAGAGGAGCGUUUAACGGAAAAUGGAACAGAUGGCCAAGUAUCUACUGAGCUGGGCAUGGAGAUCGAGGUCUACGACCAGAAGAAGCAGCAAUUUGCACCACUCAAGGAGCUCUCCCAGCUUGGAGGUCGUAGGUCAAGACUAAGCGUCACACUCACCAACGCCGAUGCUCUGUUUCCAGAUCACACUUGUUUAGCACUACCGUCAAGAAUCUUUGGCUUGGAUGUGGCAGCAGGUGACAAGUUUGUGAUCGAUGGGAGGGUGGUGCAUAUUGGAGAAAUUGGCAACUCGGGUAAAGGCACGGGUUUGACGACGUGGGACGGAUCGGUGGUGCUGGCCAAGUAUUUAGAGUACCAACGUCGCAGUGAUAUUGCUGGAAGUCGUGUCGUGGAAUUAGGAGCAGGGACGGGGUUGGUGGGUAUCUCUGCUGCACUACUUGGAGCAAGACAGGUGAUCCUGUCGGACUUGGACUAUGUCGUCGACAACCUCGCCAGGAACAUGGCGGAGACGAUGAAGCUUGCAGCUAGCACCGGCAGGCCCGUAGAGAGCGACGUCUCGACUCAGGUGUUGGACUGGUUCAAUCCGCCAACAGAUUUAGGAGACGUCGACUUCUUGCUGGCGUCCGACGUCGUGUGGGUCGAGGAGCUCAUCCCUCCGCUCGUGGCGACCUUCGAUACGCUGCUGCGCCAUUCAACCGCGAAGACGAGGAUCCUCAUGUCGUAUCAGAAGCGCAGCGUCAUGUCGGACCGAUUGCUUUUUAGCGAACUGGAGCGCUACAACCUCGUCAAGACGCGCAUUCCAGCGGUCAAAUUACACCCGGAGUUUUCCACCGACCGCAUCGACGUGUGGGAAAUUGAGCGGGGCGACGUAGCACAGCGAAGCAACUAGAAGGCGAUGGUCGAAUUAGAGUGAAACAUACAGCAGCAACUGCAAAGUAACACUGCAACAACUUCAACUGCGUAUCACUCGCGUCUAAUCUGCUGGACGUGCGUGGCAUCCAAACAGCGAGCUUUCGAUUGGCUCUGACAAGCAGCGUGUCAAACAAAAUGCCUCAAAUCCUAGGACCACCACGCAGUAAUUUGGACGUCGUGAUAGGCAAUACCCUCCUAUAUCCAAUUACUAAGUGUUUCAAAAAGCAAAC